AAUAAAGAGAUUUACGGGCCAAUCUUCUCAUCAGGGGAAGCACGAAUUUGUGAACAAUUGGGAAUCUUCCCCACAAGAAUCUGAUGAAGCUAAGUGGGAGCCUCUGUUCUCCUCCAAAAGGAGUCACUCGAAUGUAUUGAGUUGGGGAGAUGGAAAAAAAGUCAAUCCAUAAUUGGUUACAAACUCCAUUACAUAAAAUUGACCACUUACCAGCUUACAUAUACAGCAAUUCACAAACGUCACUUGAGAUUGCUUGUCAACUUGUAACUAAGAAGAUAUUAUACUUCUAAUCAAAGAUCAAAACAUGUUGUUUUAGAUUAACCUUUGAACAGUUGACCAUUUACACCAUCAAGAACAGAACAGAGAGUGAAACCCUCUAUAAACAGAGCUUCAAUGGCGCGUCUCCCCGCAUAUACCAUACUUAUUUACUCAAUCAAUGAUGCUAGAAACCAAUUCCCCAUUAACGCUCGCAGCGACUGCCUUCAUCCUUUUCCUCACCAUACCCAUUUCCCCAUCUACUCCCCUUCAUUUCAACUACACUUCCUUUCCCGACAACUCCACCAACGACUUCAGUCGAUCCAACGCUUACAUAACCGCCGGCACAAUUCAGAUCACUCCCGAUUUCAUCCCCAACAUGUCGGGAAGAAUCUGCUACAGAAAACCCUUUCGGCUUCACAAAAACCGCGGCCGCGUCAAGGCAACUUUCACCACCACCUUCGUCCUCCAAAUCAACCCCAAGACUCAACCUCCAGGGGAAGGCAUGGCUUUCAUCCUCGCGGAAGACCCGGCCCUGCCCGAAAACAGCUCCGGGCAGUGGCUCGGGGUCGUCAACUCAAUCACCAACGGGUCGUCGUCUCGCGGCGUCGUGGCGGUCGAAUUCGACACCAGGAAGAGUUACCCUGAAGAUUUGGAUGAUAACCAUGUUGGGCUGGACAUUAACGGAGUUUACUCUGUUCGUCAGGAACCCUUGUCAGGAUUCGGCGUCAAUUUGUCCGCGUCCGAUAUCGUCACGGCCCGUGUUCAUUACGACGGCAGUAACUUGACGGUGUUUGUCUCGGAAAGAGUUGUGAUUUGGGAGUCGAUUGAUCUCUCUGUUCAUCUUCCUGAAGUUGUUCAUGUGGGAUUCUCAGGUUCCACAGGCCGGCUAAAUGCUCAACAGAAUUGUAUUCUGUCGUGGGAUUUUGCUGGUUUAGAUAUUGGGGAUGGGUGGUUUCGGUCAAUUUGGGUUUGGGUUCUUCUUUCGAUUGGAAUCUUGGGUUUGAUUUUCGGGAUUGUUGGGUUCAUCUACUAUCAGAAGAGAAGGAAAUUGGGCAGAGAGAAAACAGAGAAUGAAGGUCAUCCAAGUAUUGAAGAGGCAAUUCAAGUAUCUUCCAUGGCUCCCCUGAAGUUCAAAGUGAAGGAGCUCAUCGACGCGACCAAGAAUUUCAAUCACGAGAACAAGCUUGGCAAAGGUGGCUUUGGAACUGUCUACAAGGGGAACCUGAGAAACAGAGAGAUCGCUGUGAAGAGAGUUUCCAAAAAAGUAACGAGUCAAGUGAAGCAAGCGUUCAUAUCAGAAGUAACAACAAUCGGAAAUCUCCACCACAAGAAUUUGGUGAAACUAAUUGGAUGGGCGCAUGAAGGGCAAGAAUACCUUCUCGUCUACGAGUACAUGCCCAACGGAAGCCUCGACAAACUCGUAUUCGACGACGACGAAUCGUCGUCGUCGUCGUCCAUCAGAUGGGAAACGAGGUUGAACAUAGUAUCAGGAGUGGCACGGGCAUUGGAGUAUCUACACAGCGGCUGCGAGAAAAGGGUUCUCCACAGGGACAUCAAGGCGAGCAACAUAAUGUUGGAUUCCGAGUUCAACGCCAAGCUGGGCGAUUUCGGCCUGGCUCGAACCAUCAAACAGGCGGAUCAAACCCACCAUUCCACCAAGAACUUGGCGGGGACACUAGGGUACAUGGCACCAGAGAUUUUUCUAACUGGGAGAGCGACUCUGGAGAGCGACGUCUAUGCAUUUGGGAUUUUGGUGCUGGAAGUUUGUUGUGGGAGGAGACCUGGAGGCCAAUUGGACCAAGAUGGUUAUGCUAGCAGAAGCAUAUUGAACUGGGUUUGGGAGCUUCAUGGGAUUGGGAAGCUGAUUGAUGCGGCUGAUUGCAGGCUGAAGGGGGAUUUUGUGGAGGAAGAAAUGGGUUUUGUGCUUAGUUUGGGUCUUGCUUGUUGCCAUCCUGAUCCGUUUAAGAGGCCAACUAUGAAGAAUGUUAUUCAAGUUCUGGGAAGGGAAGUUGCAGCACCUGAACUUCCACCGGAAAGGCCUGGUUUUAUGUGGCCUCCUGUAGGUUCAGGUUCUGAAGGUGCAGGGUUUUUGUUGCUGGGAAGCCAAGUGAACUCGUUUACAGAAAUCACUGGAAGAUAGAAGUGUUUGUAAGACCAAUAUCCACAGCUGGAUUUCCUUCUCCCAAUGAAUGAUUUGCGAUGGGGAAGAACUUAGGUGUCGUUUAGCUUCAUGGAUUUUAGAACGAGAGAUUUGUCUUUGGUGUUGGAUUUCCAACAUAAUUUGAUUGAGCUUGUUACUAGUUGUAAGAUUUAAUCCAUACGGUUAAACCAUUUUACGCAUUGUGUGGGAAGUUAAUUAUCUUAAUAUGAAAUAUAUAAGUUAGAAACAGGGUUGUCAACCCGCGGGUCGACCCACUUUGACCCUGGUCCGGUAAGAAAAACGGGUUGUAAGCACCCGCCGGGUCGACCGCUACAAGGUAUCGGGUUGGAGGUCAAAUUGUAUUUUUUUUCUUUGGUUUGUGAAAUGCGCCUAUUUUUCGAAUUUUCUUUUGGCCUAACUUAAUCUUUGGAAUCCUAAGUUGAACAUUUGAAUAUUGAUGUUAUACAAGUGUGUGUGAAGUUUCACUAUAUGUUGGAUAUAAGUAACACAUGCUAUUUUAGUGGGAUAUUAUAUGUUAUAACUCAUAUUUUAGAUGAGAAUUGAUAUAAUUUAUCAGGAUAAGUAUAAUAUAAUGACUCUUUCCAUAUUUUCGGGUUAAACCGCGCUAAAACGGGUGCCUUGACCCACUACCUCGACCGAGUCCAGGUCAACCCGCGGGUUGACAACCUUGGUUAGAAAGCAUAAUCAAAAAUUUUCAUGAAAAAUUUAUAAAAUUUAAGUGAGUCUCAUAAUUAUAAGGUUGACUAGGCCAUCCAUUUUUUACCAACUUUGGCUCGAUCUAAUUUAAAACUAAAAGGGUGUAUAAAAUCAAGUAAGUUAUUGAAAUUGUUGAAUCCGAAUAAGCUAUGAUAUGCUUACAUCACAUUUGUGUGAACGUUUUGUAGGAUUGUGCGUAAUUUGAUGGAGUGCUAAGUCAUUCGUGACCGUUGAAUAAAAUUACCGUCGUAUCCCUGCAACAAUGGCAAAGAUCCAACAACGUCUAGCACCUGACCACAUCCUCACGAUUUGGGUGGCGAAGAGGAUAGCAAAAUUAGGUUGAAUCCACUUCUAAUUCCUCUCGUCUAGCAACAACCACUAUCCAGAUAUUAAAAUGUUUGAGAAAUUUUACCAUAUCGGUCGCUCGGACCGAAAAAUACCAGAUAACGGCCCCAAACCGUUAGGCGGUUAGAAUGAUAGAAAAUGUUUGAAUCGUGAUUUUAUAACAAAAUACGAUACAACUG
Linum trigynum is the source of this 3639-nucleotide messenger RNA. The record is from the annotation of a GenBank genome assembly. Lineage: Eukaryota; Viridiplantae; Streptophyta; Magnoliopsida; Malpighiales; Linaceae.